AUGUGGCUCGAACACUUUCGCCGUGCUGUGGAUGAGAAUGGCAUACCAUCCAUCUAUGAUCCCUGGCCAGCAAAGGAUAUUGCUUAUACCGCGAUCGUUGGCUCAGUCAUGCUUGCUGCCCUUCUCGAAUGGUUUCUUUGGGUUGCUGCUUUCCUAUAUUGUUUGGUCAAGGUCUUCCAGAAGGCCGAGACUCUCAGCAUCAGAGUUCUAGCGGUUGUAAUGAUGUUCGCAUUCACAGGUCUCAGGUAUGCUACCGCCGCCAUCGAAUAA
This is a messenger RNA of Aureobasidium musti, 270 nucleotides long. The record is from the annotation of a GenBank genome assembly. Lineage: Eukaryota; Fungi; Ascomycota; Dothideomycetes; Dothideales; Saccotheciaceae.